AUGAAAUGUCUCAAGGAAUUCGGAUCGAAUAAUUGCGACACCAAAGAAACUAUCUUGAACGCCGGCAAAAUAUUUUGCAAAGCUGCUUCGGAUCCCGAAAACUCAGACGAUGUCUAUGAUACGCCACGCAAAGCUUAUUUAUUCCAGGGUCUUUUGGCUGCACAAUGGGGUGCGGAGCUGCCGUAG
Messenger RNA from Penicillium canescens, 186 nucleotides. RefSeq lists its product as uncharacterized. Lineage: Eukaryota; Fungi; Ascomycota; Eurotiomycetes; Eurotiales; Aspergillaceae. The coding region runs from base 1 to 186 and encodes 61 amino acids. The transcript has a single exon. The record is from RefSeq and is a predicted model, not a curated record.